AUGUGUGGAAUCACCGCUCUCCUCUUGGCUUCGGCCGAUCAGUCCGCUGCGCCCGAGAUCAACGAGGCGCUCUCCCUCCUCCAGCAUCGUGGUCAAGAUGCUGCUGGUAUCGUCACUUGCGGUGACAAGGGUCGUUUCCACCAGACCAAGGCUAACGGCAUGGUCCGCGACGUCUUUGACGUCAACGCCAUCGCCCGUCUCCAGGGCAGCAUGGGCGUAGGCCACGUUCGAUACCCCACCGCUGGCUCCUCUGCUCACAGCGAGGCCCAGCCUUUCUACGUCAACUCGCCCUACGGCAUCACUUUCGCUCACAACGGUAACCUCAUCAACACCGACGAGCUCCGUCGCUUCCUCGAUGCCGAUGCUCACCGACACAUCAACACCGACUCGGAUUCCGAGGUGCUUCUCAACGUCUUUGCCAACAACUUGCAAAAGACGGGCAAGUUUCGUAUCAACGAGGAGGACAUCUUCACUGCUAUUCGGGAUCUCAUGAAGCAGUGCAAGGGUGGCUACACCUGCUGCGCCAUGCUUGCCGGUUUCGGUAUCAUCGCCUUCCGUGACCCCAAUGGUAUCCGACCUCUCGGCAUGUGCUCGCGUCCCUCGUCCGCCGCUCAGUGCGAGCAGCUCGAGGGCCACGGUCGAGACUACUGCUUUACCUCCGAGUCGGUCGUCUGCGAUGCGCUUGGUUUCGAGGACUUCGAGGACAUCAAGGCCGGUGAGGCGGUCAUCAUCACAAAGCACGCUGUCUCGCGCCGCAUCCUCACGCCUCCUGCCGACUCGCCAGAUGCAUUCUCUUUCUCUCCCGACAUCUUUGAGUACGUCUACUUUGCUCGUCCUGACAGUGUCAUGGACGGUGUCUCGGUCUACCGUUCGCGCAUGGCCAUGGGUGACAAGCUCGCCGACGAGGUCCGUCGUCAGCUCCAGUCCACCGGGGUAAACGUGGACGUCGUCAUCCCCGUCCCAGAUACCUCGCGUGUGGCCGCGCUUCAGCUGGCCCAGAACCUCGGCGUACCCUACCGUGAAGGUUUCAUCAAGAACCGUUACGUCGGCCGCACCUUCAUCAUGCCCGGCCAGAGCGUGCGUCGCAAGAACGUCCGCCGCAAGCUCAAUGCCAUGGCGCUCGAGUUCAACAACAAGAACGUCCUCAUCGUCGACGACUCGAUUGUCCGAGGAACCACUUCAAAAGAGAUCAUUCAGAUGGCGCGCGAUGCGGGAGCCAAGAAGGUCAUCAUGGCCUCGUGUGCGCCGCCCAUCCGCUACUCGAAUGUGUACGGUAUCGACAUGCCCUCGCGCCAGGAGCUCGUCGCUUACGGGCGCAGUGUCGAGCAGGUCGCCGAAUACAUCCAGGCCGAUCUGGUCAUCUACCAGACGCUCGAGGACCUCAUCGACUCGGUGCAGCAGUUCAACCCGGAACUCAAGCACUUUGACUGCUCCGUAUUCGACGGCCAGUACGUCACUGGCGGUGUCGAUGCCGAGUACAUUGCGCAUCUUGAGCACCUCCGCAGUGAGAACGCCAAGGCCAAGAAGGCAGCAGGCAAGAUCCCGGUUAUCGCAGAGAGCCAAAAGAAGUUGUAUGCGAGCCGUGCCAGCCCUUCGGCGUCGAGUGUGGCGAACGACGAUAAGCAUCCGUCGGACGCCACGGCCGCCCUGCUCAACGGCCACGCGAACGGCAACAGGAAACGACGCCUCACCGACGAGGAGGUCGAGGAGGAAGAGAAGCAGCAGAACGUCGGCUGCUCCGGGCCCAUGAACGGCGCAGACGACAUUGGGCUGUUCAACAGCUGGACUCGUUGA
Molecule: messenger RNA, 1794 nt
Organism: Kalmanozyma brasiliensis GHG001
Lineage: Eukaryota; Fungi; Basidiomycota; Ustilaginomycetes; Ustilaginales
Product: Class II glutamine amidotransferase domain protein
Exons: 1
Coding region: 1-1794 (597 amino acids)
Biological process (GO): purine nucleotide biosynthetic process; purine nucleobase biosynthetic process
Cellular component (GO): cytoplasm
Molecular function (GO): amidophosphoribosyltransferase activity
Source: RefSeq, a predicted model, not a curated record